AUGAUUCUGCCGAGGCGUGGAACAGACGGAUUGGAUUUUGUAAUGAAACAACGUUAUUCUGAUAUUGAUGGUGAACGCAUGAAACUAUUUGAUCCAGUCGAAGGCUAUCAAAAGUUACUCUUGUUGUCAUUGGAAGAAUCUGUCACAUCCCAAUCGACUCUGAUUAAAAGACGAGUUGGACGACAAGUUUGGAUGGCAAAAGAAAACCGCCAAGAUCUAUGCGACAGUUUAACGCAAGAUGAAGCUGCUGCUAUUUGUUUAUACACGAUGGAAUGGAAGGCAAGUUACCGAGGUCUUUAUUAUCACCUAAAUCAAACAUUACGUUCAAAAGAGAGAGCACAACGAAUCAAAGUUUGGCUGCCCUGCUUGAAACUUGUUGUCAUAGCUUUAUACAAGUUGCCGUCGGUGAAGCAGGCAGUAUGGUGA
Molecule: messenger RNA, 426 nt
Organism: Didymodactylos carnosus
Lineage: Eukaryota; Metazoa; Rotifera; Eurotatoria; Philodinida; Philodinidae
Source: the annotation of a GenBank genome assembly